Messenger RNA from Exserohilum turcica Et28A, 776 nucleotides. RefSeq lists its product as uncharacterized. Bases 78 to 515 code for a protein of 145 amino acids. Gene Ontology annotation, cellular component: membrane. The transcript has a single exon. The record is from RefSeq and is a predicted model, not a curated record. NCBI's taxonomy places the organism in Eukaryota, Fungi, Ascomycota, Dothideomycetes, Pleosporales, Pleosporaceae.
AAAACGUUGUUACUCUACAGCCCCGAAUUGAGGCAAUUGCCAACUUUCCUGGCCCGAACCAUCAGCCAACAGCCACCAUGUCCCCCCUUCUUGCCAACAAACCUCUCCUUGGCCCCCUUGUCGGCCUUAAUAUCUGGACCUUUGCUAUGGAAUUCCUACUAUACAAACGCAGGAUCCCAGCGCUCUCGAAGUACAACGUCACCUUUGAUCCAGCAACCGUCAAAAAGCAGAAGGCAGAAAAGUUACCAGCUUUCGUUCAAUGGCCGGCAGAUAAUUUCAACAACUUACUGGAACAACCUACUCAGUUCUACGCAGUGUUGCUGGGGCUGAGCUUUUUGGAUGUCAAGGACAAGAGAACUGUCGGUGUGGCGUGGACUUAUGUAGGGCUGAGAAUGUUACACAGCAUCAUUCACGUUUCUACCAAUAAUCCUUCCAUACGCUUUCCGGUCUUUGCUGCGAGUUCGCUCGCACUACUUGGACUCACGGCUCAGGCAGCUUGGAUGCUUCUAUUCUAGGGAGCUGGUCACAAUGCCGAACAUCUAGUUCCAACGUGUUAGGGCCACCAGUGGUUAACAAUGAGAUAGCCUGUGUAGUAGCUUAGCAUUGGUUGUCGCGGAUAAAGCGAGGUGAAAUAGAUAAGGGUUGCCAUUAGAGACAGGAAAGGCUGGGGCUUUCUGAAAAGCAGUAACAAUAUAUUGCGCUGAUAGUGCGAAGUUAAAAACAGUGAAUUGUAAGAGCUAUUACUAAGAUCUAUAUACCGUAAUUCUAUUUCCUUC